Molecule: messenger RNA, 553 nt
Organism: Teleopsis dalmanni
Lineage: Eukaryota; Metazoa; Arthropoda; Insecta; Diptera; Diopsidae
Product: putative SERF-like protein
Exons: 3
Coding region: 338-538 (66 amino acids)
Cellular component (GO): cytosol
Source: RefSeq, a predicted model, not a curated record
GUUAUAACAAAAUGUUUAUAAAAGUACUGUUCAUAAGAAUUGUUUAGGGAACAUGUUAGAAUAAGGCAUUUUCGUCUAAUAUUUGAAAGUCACUGUAAUAAUUUCAAAAUUUAUGUCAUCGGAACAAAAGUGAAACGCUUGAAAUGAAACAAAUUUUUAUUAUCGAGCUGUGUUCCGAACUGUCAUGAAUACAAAGAAAAGUCAAUAUUGAGGUUGACAGUGAAAAGAAAACUCGAGAAUAGGCGACGUAAAAAUUAUUGGUUACGCGUUUUGCACGCAAAAAAGGUCCAGCAGUUCUAAAAGUUAAGAAUAAUAUAAAAACCAUAUUGGUAAAACAAUGACACGUGGAAAUCAGAGAGAUCUGGCUCGCGCUAAGAACCAAAAGAAACAAGCUGAGCAAAACAAAGGUAAACGCACUGAUAAUUUAACAGUUGAGCAGCGUAAACAACGAGAUGCAGACGUAAUGCGUGAAAAACAAAAAAAGAAAGAGGAUGCUGCAACCUCUUCAGCAGGCGGCUCGGCCAAUAAGAUAAAAUAAACGCAAACGUAAACG